Molecule: messenger RNA, 696 nt
Organism: Paramecium pentaurelia
Lineage: Eukaryota; Ciliophora; Oligohymenophorea; Peniculida; Parameciidae
Source: the annotation of a GenBank genome assembly
AAUGUUGAUCUUAGCAGGAAUGAAAUUAAAGGAUUUAUCUGAAUAUACAUAAGAGCCUCAACCAACUAUCAAACAUUUAGAUGUUUCUGUAACAAAAUUUUUAUUUAUUUUAGAGUAAUCUAUUAAAAUCUGGAAAAGAAUUUAGUAUGUUUCCGAAUUUAGAAACCUUGAUCAUAGAUAAUAACUACUUUUUCAGAUUAGAUGAUUUUCCAGUUUUACCAUUUUUAAUUACCCUUAGUGCAAACAAAAAUACUUUUAAUAAUUUUGAAAUGUAAUCAACCUAUAUAUCCCAGGUUUAUACAACAUUGUAAAGACAAGUUUCCUAAACUAAAUCAUGUUAGUUUAAUCAAAAAUCCCAUUUGUCCCAUGUUUACUUAAGGAGAAGAAGAAAAUAUUAUGUAUUCUAAUAUCGUCAUCAAUAGUUAUCGAGCUAAAUUCAUUUAGGAAAUUCCUUUAUUAAAGAAUUUAGAUGGUACUCCUGUUAAUCCACAAGAAGCUGAUCCUAAUUUUUGGAAAUUAAAAUAGUAAACAAAAUUAUAGUAAACUUAAGUAUUAAACUCUAAUUAUUAUUUGUAGAAUUAUGAUGAAUAAAAAAGAGGAACAAUUGAUUAUAAUACUAAAUAUCAAAAACCUAAUAGUAAAACAGUCAAAACCAAAAGUGAAGGAAAUAGAUUUGUAAAAAAUACCCAUUUAUGA